Messenger RNA from Jatropha curcas, 3695 nucleotides. The record is from RefSeq and is a predicted model, not a curated record. Lineage: Eukaryota; Viridiplantae; Streptophyta; Magnoliopsida; Malpighiales; Euphorbiaceae.
UCGUCUCUUUCUCUCUCUCUCACAAAAAAUCCUGUUUUGUUCUAUCUCACGGCACAGCUUCAAACGACGAAACGAAAAUUAGGAAAAAGAAAAAAAUAAAAAAACAUCACACUCGCAAAAACCCUUUUCCCUCUCUCAGAAAUCUCUCUUCCGCUAUUGCCAAUCCCGCCUUCGGUUAUCCCUUAUUUACGAUCCUGCCCUUCCUCUCUGCAACUGUCUCUUCCCGAAAUGCCCUUCCGUGGUCGACUUGUUACCCUUAUCUCCAUUGCUCGACCAACAGGAAUCAACUUGUAAUCUAAUUGUACACUGUGAAGGCCUUUCUUCGAAUUUCUGUAAGAGGCCUGUAUAUUAUAGUUGUUGCUCGCAUCAACUGUUUUUCCCACUUCUAGGUGCUUCUCCAACUGCUAUAGAGGUUCCAGGAAAUCAAAGUGGUUUCAUUGUCACAUUUAGAUCAAGUUUGGAACAUUUGACAUCACAAGCAACUCUUAGUUUAUUUUAACAUAUAGAUGGAGCUCAAGGUUUCAUCACUUAAACCAGGAGGUCUUUCUCCUUCUGAUUGUGCUAGUGAUCCCGAAGAGAAGGAAGUCAGUGAUGAAGAUGAUGAUGAUCGCAACCAUAAGCACCGUAGAAGAGAGACACGUUCUCAAUCUUUAGAGAGAGACUCUUUGGAACCAAUGUUUACAAGACCAUACAGGAAGCGCAACAAACCAUUUGAAAAUGGGCAUCCUUUUAGGGAAAAUGAAUCUCAAGGUAGCGAAACAUGGAAAAACAAUAACACUGCUCCUCUGGAGAAAGAGUUCACUGCAAAGUUUGAAAAAAGACGCUCUGGCAUGGCAUCAUUACCCCGAGUGGCUAUGGAUUUGAAUCAAAGAAUCAGGCCAAACCAAACAUUCUCUGGAGAGCAUGGUCCUGGCAGGGGAAGAGGAAGGGACUCUGGUUCUUGGAAUCAACGUGAUUCCAGAUUUAGCUCAGUUGAUAUUGCUUCCCAAAUGGUUCAGCCAGGAUCUAUUACUUCAAGUAUCUUUGGAGGAAGGGGGUUGGCAAAUGUUUCAAAUUCACAAAAUGCAUCCUGGAAUGCAUUUGGAUUGAUUCCUGGAAUAGCUAAUUGUGGCCUUGAUGCACUCCAUCCCAUUGGUUUGCAAGGAACACUCAGACCAGCGGUAAAUUCUUCAUUGAAUAUGGGCAUUCCACGCCAGCGUUGCAGAGACUUUGAGGAGCGUGGAUUCUGUCUAAGAGGUGACAUGUGUCCAAUGGAGCAUGGUGUCAAUCGUAUUGUUGUUGAAGAUGUUCAGAGCCUUUCACAGUUCAAUCUCCCUGUUUCACUUCCAAGUGCACCACUGGUACCUGCUGCAGCGGGGACUCUACCAUCAGUUGGUGCUCCUUCAACCACAUUGAUGAAUAGCAAAGGACUGCAUAACAGAAGUAGCAAGCCUGGAAUGGUUGAUGAUGGUAUGGGCUUGAAUGGUGCAUAUUCUGGUUCUGCUGGUGUGGGUGGAGCAGACCUGUAUGAUCCAGAUCAGCCACUGUGGAAUAACAAUGGUCCUGAAACCUCAAAUGCACUCCUAGGACUACAUUCAUCCAAAAUUGAUGAAAGUGAAGCCUUCAUGAGUGUUGAUACUUCUGACCGUCGUCAUGUCAGAUUGCGUGAUGGUGCUGAUAAUGAAGGUGCAAUAAGAAGCACUGGUAUACCUGUUGGUUCACAGGGUACAGGUACAUCUGUUUGGGGUAGAGUUGGUAGUGUGAAGAAUAGAUUGGACAUGAAAGAGAAAACUGAUUUGACUGUGAGCAACUCAGAUUAUGUGGAGAAUGAAACUAAUGAAGAUCAGGAUAAAUUAGGCAAUGUUCAGGGUACUUCUCGACAAGGAAAGAGGAUGAUUGCUGAGGAAGCUGGCCCUAAAAUUACGGAUCCAUCAGGCAAGACACAGAGUGAUGCCAUGCGUAAUACAAGGAAAUCAUCUCAAAAGGCACAGCGUACGCUAUUUGUCAGUGGCAUCCCACAGAAAAGCAACAGGAGGGAUGCUCUUCUUUCUCAUUUUCAAAAGUUUGGGGAGGUUAUUGAUAUUUAUAUUCCAUUAAAUAGUGAAAGAGCUUUUAUUCAGUUUUCAAAAAGGGAAGAGGCAGAAGCUGCUCUAAGGGCACCUGAUGCUGUAAUGGGCAACCGCUUUAUCAAGCUAUGGUGGGCUAAUCGUGACAGCAUAGCUGAUGAUAGCAUAAAUAACAACACUAGUGCAUCUAUAACUCCCCGUGGUGGGCCAGUUUCUUCAGUUGCACCCCAACCUUCUCUUGGUAAUAGAGGAAAAGAUAAUCUUCAGUCUGCCGCUUCUAAGGGUAUUAUGGUCCCUCCCUCUGAUGUAUCUUUGCCUCCCACAAAUGCUCCCAAGGUUCCACCACCUUUGCAGAAGAAGCUAGAGUUGGAACGAUUGCAAGAGGAACUCCGCAAGAAGCGAGCGCUGCUGGACCAGAAGCGGGAUGAUUUCCGGCGCGAGUUGGACAAACUUGAGAAGGCUACAGGAGUCAAGGGUGAGUUGGUGGCUGAGCCGGCUGCUAAGAAACAUAGAGUAGGAAUAGCGGCUGAUGUUGCAAAAGCUACUACAAGGUCUUUUGAUCCUGUGGCUGUGCCAUUUCCACGUGCUGAGAUGAUAGUAGAUAAGAAUAAAUCUGUGGAAAAUGCCUUAUCCAGUCCCAAAACAAAUAUGUCAUUGGCGCAGCAGGAAUCUGCAGGCUCAAAGCAGCCUAUUCGCCCAGUGGCACCUACAGGGCCUUCCUUCAUAAUGAAUAGAUACAAGUUGGAUAAUCGACCCACGGCAUUUAGGAUUAUCCCUCCCUUACCAACUGGUUUGGCAAAUGUUGAUACAUUGAAGGAGUACUUCUCAUCGUUCGGUGAUCUUUCUACUGUUGAACUAGAAGAUGUUGAAGCAUCUAAUGGUGAUGGUGAUGCGUCAGAGAUACCAAAAUAUUGCUCUGUCCGCUUGACUUUUACAACUCGGCGUUCGGCUGAAAGGGCAUUUUUAAAUGGUAAAUGUUGGCAAGGCAACAAUUUGCAGUUUAUGUGGGUGGCAUCUAGUGCCUCUGGCAGUGACCUUUCUGGCAGAGAAAAUGUUCAAUCCACCUCUAAGUCACCUGUAGAUACUGAUAUUCAGCCUGCUGGAAAAUUAGCGCUCAUGGAUUCCCUUGAAGCUUCGGUAUCUGGAAAUUGUGAACCUGAAUCUUCAGAAAGAGAUGGUAGUGCUGAGGAUGCAAAGUUGCAUGAAGUUUCCGAGCCCCAUCCAAUUUUGAUGCCUGGUAAGGACUCAACUAAAUGCGAGGAAGAGUCGCCAAAACGAGAGCUUAGUCCAACCACAACAUCUGGGGAGGAUGAGUCGCAUAAAGGAGAUUCCUGUUAAGGGACUGAUUGUGGGAUUUUGUACAGUGAGGUAAAAUGUUUAAAUCUAUUCAACCCUAAUUACCAGAAGUCCUCCAUUAGAAAUUUCUGAAAUUUGAUUUUGCAAUAGUGUUUUUUUUCUUUAUGUAUGGGAUGUGUAAAAAAAAAAAUGAGAAUUUUGUGAUUUUGGACUACAGCCUCAGGUAAUGGUUGGUUAGUCAAAUGGCAAAACAUGUUAUCUUUCAGCUUAGAUGCUUAGGACUAAAGGAUUAAAGUUGAAAAUUCUGUUGAAAAGCAAUUGAAUUUAUACACUUCUAUCAAUUGAUCCACUAAA